UCUCCGUUGUUGGAGCGGCAGAGAGUGAGCGGUGUUGGUGGCGGGCGGUCUAAUGUGACUUUGCAGCGUCUGUGUAAUCUGCGAGUGGGCGAACGGGAAUUGUCGUGAACUGUGUACUCGUCCAUCUCAGCUGUCCUGGCCGUUCCCCCUUCCCGACUCCCUGCAUCCCAAUGCCGGCCGCCUCGAGUAAGAGCGGCCCCCAGCAGCAGCGAGCGGGCCGUUCAGCUAUGGCAGCCAGCGACUAUUCCAUCAACUUGACAGUGCAGCAAGUGCUGAGCCUGUGGGCGCAUGGUACCCUGCGGCAUUUCACAGAGAUGUGGUACUGGGUUUUCCUCUGGGCCCUCUUCUCCUCCCUCUUCGUUCAUGGUGCUGUUGGUCUCCUGAUGUUUGUAAUGCUUCAAAGACACAAGCAGGGCAGAGUAAUAUCUGUGAUAGCCAUAGUUGUGGGCUUCCUGGCAUCCAUAACAGGAGGAAUGAUCACAAGUGCAGCAGUUGCUGGUGUGUACCGGGUAGCAGGGAAGACGAUGGCUCCACUUGAGGCAUUGGUAUUUGGUGCUGGACAAACAGUGCUCACAGUUGUCAUCUCAUUCUCGAGGAUUCUAGCCACCCUAUGAGGGCAGAAUUCUGAAGAGUAAGCAAGUAUCGUUGGAGCUCUUUAAACAGGAAGAGACAGAAGAGUUUGAGAGACGGAUUUGAAUGCCAAGGUGUGUAACCAAGAGAUGGCAUGAAAGAAGCAAGCUUAGGUGACCGUCAGGCGAGCAGAACCAAGCCAUCUGCUGUUUAAAUGUCUGCACUACAGCACCAUAUGUGCUUCCUUCGUAAAGGAGAGUGUGAAGAUUACUAAUGAGCCUAUGAAGCCUCAUGAGCAAAUCAUCCUGUACAGUUAUCAAUCCCCAAUGAGUAUUAUUGGUGACUGAUGCACACAGCUGUGAGUGCACUCUAAUGGAAACUGCAGGGAUAGUGAUAGUAUUACUUGUGCCAAACUUGGAAAUUUUUAACACAUUAUUUUGGAACUGUGAACUGUGGCCCAUGGUAUUGAGGCAAAAAUUAGUCUUUGGGAAGGGGGCUGGUGUAUACUAUUGUAUAUUCAUAAGGUUGCAAGUAUUGGAUGCAUUUCCUUUCCUGCCUUUCCUGACGCUUGAAAAUAUUCUGAUGGUAUUUGUGUUGAUGGAAAAUCCCAUCCCCUGUAAUCAUGUUUAAACACUGCUGAUUUUAGAUUCUAAUGACCAACUUACCUUUCUGUUCAUUAAUUCUGCUUCCAGCUGCACCCAGGGCAUCUGCUACUCAACUGCACUUUACAGAUGAUUUUGGAACGGAGCCACUAUAUUCUGUACGUGAGCAGAGAAUACAACCAGGGUUCCCAUUAUUGUUUAUUGAGUGUGUCACAUUAAUCAGAAGAAUGGAUCCAGGUUUGAGAGGGGCAUAUCGGCUGCAAUGCAAAUGGACAUUAUUAUUUAAAAACAGAAUAUCCUAAAAGUUGCUCAGCAGGUUUAGGUUGCAUGUGUGAAGUGGAACAGUUAGUAUUUUUGGGUUCAUUCAUUUUCCAGUUCAUUAUUCUGUUUACAGUUCAUAAUGCAACAUCAUUGGACAUUUGCUAUAGAGAUUGGGGAAGGAAUCUCCUGUUCCCAGCACCAUGUUACGAGUGAAGUUUCAAUCUUCUGCUAUCGAUGACUACAAUGAUUUGAGGGUUGUUUUCCAAGGGAUAUCUAAGUGACCAUAUCAGGUCAGUAGAUAUUGAGUCUGGAUACAAUUCAAAUGAAUUCUGCUUCGUGGAAUAUCCUCCUUUUGUCUUGAGAAUCAGGUGCAUGUGAGCAAGAUGCAUCUUGAAUAACUGAAACAUGCCUAUCGUGCACUAACCUUGAGUUUUAUCAGGGAGAUAAUAAUUAUAGUUCCUUUUUGUUUAGUGCAAGGUAAACCCCUGUUUUGCAAAUUCCUUGAGCUCAGAUUCUGAGCUGUUGGAGGCUGACCAUUUCAUAGCAUUUGGAUUACUUGCAGAUGCACAUUAAAGCUUAACACCUUACUGACAUGACUUCAGUCUUCCUUCACUUCAGUAUUAAAAAUAAUCUUUAAAGAGCAUGUUCCAGAAAUUCACUUUAUAUAAAAUAAAUUGAAACCUCCUUCAGAAAUACAUUGUGAAGAGACAUGAUUGCUGGAAGCUUUUAGUUUUUGGUGGCUUCAAGAACAAAAAGCUCUUUUCCUAGAGUUGAAUGUAGGAUUACCAAGCUUGCUUUUUAAAAUCAUUGCAGCCUUAGUGGCAAAGAACAUUGAAGCUGUUGAAAUUACUUCUUCAGGCACUUAAAAUUUCAAAACAAAACUGGUUACUUUCUGUUUCAAACAAUCUUUGGAGAGGGAAAUGGGCUAAAAACUUUAAUUGAACCAGAAUAUACAAUAUACAGAAUAUACAAGAAUAUGAUGAUGUUGCACUGAUUAUGUUUUCUGUCUGUUGGGCUUUGGCCUGUUUUUCCCCUCUUGGUAUGUUUUCUGUUUGUUUUUCUAUGAGAGGAGAACAUCCAAUCAAAAAUUGAGGAUCACCUUUGCAUUCUGGACCCAAUCUUCAGCCAUCAUUGCAAGCUCAAAUUGGUUUUGAUUGGUCCUCUCUGAAACUUAAUGAUAACUAGAGAUGGUGAAACCUAGACCAACACAUAAAGCUGGAGGAACCCCGCAGAUCAGGCAUCUGCAGAGGGAAAAGAUUACGGAACAGUUUUUUGGGUGCAGACCCAUCUGAAUGAAGUUCUCGAUCUGAAAUGCUGACUUUCUAUUUCCUUCCAUGGAUGCUACCUGAGCUACUGAGAUCUUCCAUUUUUUCUUGUGGUUGCUGUGUGGUUCUUCCUGGGUGGAACAUCUAAACUCUUAUAGCCAAGUGACUGAAAGUAUUGGUGCUGCACGCAUGAACUUGAGAAAUGUGAUAAUUUCCUGUUUACUCAUUUGUUUAGGAAAGUAUGGGGUGAAAAGUAAAGUACAUAUCCACAAGACCAGGGGCCCUUCAGUUAAUGGUAAGGGUCAAUGGUAAUUUUUUAUAAAAAGGAUUGUAAAUCCAAAAAUGCUUGUCACUCCCAAAUUGUAAUUGCAUUUGUGACUAUUUUGGUUAAUUAGUUGGCUCACUGUUGCUGACCAAGACUCCAGAGCUUUAAUUUCCUCAAAUGUAACUAAAAUGUCAGUGGGAGGAUGACCUUGUUGGUUUUACAAAAACAGCAGCAUGACUUUGAACCAGAGGAUCUUGAAGGCUCUGGAGAGAAAAAACCAUGGCAGAACUGCCAACAAUGAAAUGUUCUGCGAAGUUAGUGCUUAGUGAAGGAUGUAUUUGUUUCUUUCAAUUUACAGAUGGGGGGAUGGGGGGGGGGGGGGUGUGGGCUGUACAGUUAGUUGGAGUGUGAAAUUGUCCACAUGUAUUGAAUCCUAAUGGCACAAAACUCUCUUUCUACACAAAUGGCCCAAAAAAUAUUUGGUUUCAGCUGAUCCAAAACUUUAGCUUUUAAUCAAUGUAGAUCUUCCUAUAUUUGAACCACUGGGGCUGAUCUUUGAUUGCCUUGAUAUCACUGGUUACUUGCCUUGAGUUAGGCUGUUGGUUUCAGCCUGUCCUCAGUGCAGUCUUCUAUUACUGAAAGACCAGCACUUGCCCUGGUAUGUGGUAGCAGAUAGGUUAUCUCUGAGUGAACAGCAGGUUACUCUCACACCAUGGCUUUGGCAACUGGUAAAAUACCCACUUUUCCAUAGGUCACAAAACUGUCAGUGUGAUUGCAAGUUGGCGAAUGCUUGUGAAUGUGUUUGAUGUUCAUGAAGAUUUCAGUAACACUUGGAACAUUUGGGGAGUGGAAGUAAAAUAAAACUUAAACAUUUUAAAUCUAAAGACAUGCUCGUACACCAAAUCAAUCAAGUUUAUUAAAAUUGAAAUAAUUAAAAAUAUGCCUGCUUGCUGUUCUCUUGUGAAAAACUGUCAUUGUGAAAUGGGCACUGUCUUGUGAUGCCAAGAAUACAUAGUGCAGCCAAAAAGCUGAGCCUGAGUAGAGUUAGAAACUCAGAACUGCCCGGAGCCAGAUGCACUGGCUCUUUAAUCAGGGCAGAAUAUCGGCCAUGGUACAAUCAGGGAUGCUUGCUUAUUGCUAACUCCUGCUAACACUAAGCUUCUAAUGUGGUUGUAAACAUGGGAGCAGACAAGCUAUUCAGUCCAUCGAGUCCGCUCUGCCAUCACAUCAUGGCUGAUCCCUGAUCCCACUCAACCCUGUAUACCUGCCUCUUGCCAGCUGCAGGAACAUAGAAAUGAAAGAAGGAGUAGCCCCUUGUAUCUGCUUCCUAUUCAAGAUGGGAUUAUUAGCAGUACUCUCUUAUACUUUCCUCCACUUCUCUUAAAUCAAUAGUUUUCUUGAGCCUUCACAGCUUACCAGGGUACGGAGUACCAAAUAUUCACUCCUGAGUGCAGAAACCCAUCUUGAUCUGCAGUAGCUAACCUUAAAUUCCAGCCCUUAGGGUAGACCUACAUAUAUCUAUCAGACUCCAUAAAAUUUGUUGGUCACAAUGCAAUCAAUUCUCAUCUAUCUAAGCUUGUGUAGGUGUGUUUGUUCAACAUCAGAGUAGCAUUAUGUUCCCAGUAAUCAUGAUGAAUUGUCAUUCUCCCUUUAUCCUAAAUACCCCUGAUAAAGCAAACGUGAGGAAAUCUGAAAAUGCUGGAAAUUCAAGCAACGCACACAAUAUGCUGGUGGAACACAGCAGGCCAGUCAGCAUCUAUAAGGAGAAGCACUGUUGACGUUUCGGGCCGAGACCCUUCGUCAGGACUAACUGAAAGGAAUGAUAGUAAGAGAAGAGUUCUUUUAUAGAUGCUGCCUUACCUGCUAUGUUCCACCAGCAUUUUGUGUGUGUUACCCCUGAUAAAUAUAGUUUUAAAAGGGCUGCAUUUUAUGCUCAAUCUGGUAGUAAGAAAUUUUAAAUAUGCUUAAAGUCCCGCAAAGCAGUUUUUCAGUGGAUGGAGAUGUGCGUUUUUGGAUUUCAUGCAAUUCCAUAAUUUCUUAGGCCAAGGUGUUGUUUUUUAAAUUACAAAUCCUUGAAAAUUCAAUUGAAAAAUUCUGGAAAACAUUCUCCUAUCAAGAAACAAAUGAGCAUCCAGUGAUGGCUUAAAUUGGACAGAUUAAACUGCAUUAAUCAAUCUUGUAAAAUGGGUUGUAUCCUGCAGUAUUAGUAUCUACUGUAUGGAGAGGAACACACCUGGAUACCUAAUUGCAAGCAUUCAUUUGGCAUUAUGGUGCUGGCAGUAAAUGUCAAUCCUUAUACAGUGUUGAAUUUAAUUUCUCUAUGCCUUUUUAUUUACAGAAAUUUGUGGAAAGUCCUCUAACAUGCACGCACAUGCUUGGUUGUGAUGAAUGGUUGCUGAGUCAGAAAGGGGAAGGGGAGCUGGGGCCUUAAGCCAUACUUGUGAAUCCCAGAGAGAAGAAAUGACUGACCCAAAGGGCUCAAGUGACAGGAAGUUUCUGGCCUAGCUGUCCUGCAUUAGACCUCUUUUCCUAAAAGGCCACCAUAGAAAUGUACUACAAUGAAACCUGCAUCUGUUCAGCAGAGCCAAUGCUGCCACACUGGUGCUUCUCAAAUUCAGCAUGGCUGUAAUCUUCUGCUGCCUGCCCAAUAAGGCUGACAUUGAAGAUCACAGUUAUACUUCCCAUUUGCCUAUGUGUGGGAAGUUAUGCAGGUGUUCUGCACAGCACAAGCAAAAUUUACCAUCUUAUUGUGCAAUAGACCAUCUAGUAUAGGGGAAUCUAAGGUGAUGGCUGCAUUGUAAAUUCCACGCUAGAACUUGGUUUUAAACAAAGGCAUUAAUCCUUUCACAUUCAGCCUGAAUGUGACUACAGUCAGAAGAUUUUAAUGACCAACUUUCAGUAUGAUUUUUUAAUGUUGUCAUGCACUGGCCUGCUGUGCCUGGCCUUUUACAAGCAUCUUGUCAAACCAAAAGAUGUCUACAAUGAAGCCCUGUAACUCUGGGUUUGGCUUCCUAUCAUUGAUCAUGAGAAAUGUGAAGGAAAAGCUGUUGAGAAGAUAGACAAGGUUAAUAAGACUGCUUCAAUUUUUCUGGAGCAUCAGGUCUACUGUCUGGAUCAGUUAGUGAGUGCACAGUGCUGCUAAUGGGCUUUAUCUUCUGUCAUUUUGCAUUUUUUAGCCUAUUAGCUGACUGCUUUCCUGUUUCUCCUGGAUCAUGUAGAUCACUGGCGCUAGCUUCCUCCACAGUGAGGGAGAUAAGACUCUAUGCUUAGAGGGUUUACAGUUGUGAACUAGAAAAGUUUUAAUGAAAACCCAGUGAUGGCAUACUUACAGAUUUUAGUUCCCAUCAAUACUUUGAGAACUUGAGUUUCAGGUGGGAUUCGCACUUGUAUUCCUGGGCCAGUACUCCAGAACUCUAGUUGCUGCUCUGAUAAUCCACCCUUUACAUCAUCAUUCAUGUGAUCUGUUGUCAGCACUUUACUAGGAAAGCAAGAGAUAACAUUAGGAGCCCAUUUUCUCCUUGACUGUGGGAACAGACUACUUACUGUGGCAUUUUCAAAGAUUCAUUUAUUAUCAAAGUAUGUUUCCAUAUACAACUCCAAAGUUGUUUGUGGAUACUGGGGGAACAGAUCUUUUGCUGUCACAUUUUCAAUGAAGGUAUUAAUUUUCUAUUCUCCCUUCUUGAUUUGGCAUGCAGCAACACCAAGAGAAUGCUUGUGGUUAGGUUGAGAGCCACUAUACACCUUGCCAGACAAUGAUUCUGUGAAUAAUUGUACAUUCCCCAUUAACAUCCGGGGUAUUGCUAUUAGUGAUUUGAAACUGGAUAUUUAGCAGUGGAAAACGCAAUCCCAUCUCCAUAUUCUUGUCUAUGAGCCAAAAGCUAACAAUAAUGGAAUGCAGUUCAUUUGAAGCUUCUACUACACAGGAAGUUUGGCAUCUAAAUCAAACCAAACUGCUGAGCAGGACUUGGCCCCUACCUAAAAAAGGUAGGUUAAGAUGUUGGCAAAAGAAAGACAAGGUAAUAGGUGUAAAUUUAGUCUGCAGAUUCUGAUACUGAAGAAGUUACAAAGGACAAUCUGUGUGAAGGUUAGAUUGAGUACUUAGUCCUCAGUGAUUUCUGGCUUGCUAUGGUGACCAGUGAACCUAAUCUUGUCUACUAAUAUGAUGGUGUCAGGAGAAACCAUAGAAAGGAAAGUGCAAAGUGUGCAUAAGCGCAAUGUGUUGAGUAGCUAGCAGUACAUGUACAUGUGUGUGGGAAUGGUGGUAAUUAUGGAAGGUGUACUUAGAUGUCAAAUGCAAGAGUUAGUUGCCCACAGUUGGUGGGUGGAAGGAAGGGAUGGAUUGAAGAAGGCCAUAAGAUCGUGGCAGGCAGGAGAGCUGGGACUUGUGCUUGUUGACCAUGUGAGAAGAAUAAGUUUUUCAAUGUAUCCAGUUCAGUAUGUUUUUCUCCCAGUACUGUCCUCAGUAAUGACCUCCCACUGGGCUUCUAAGGUGGAACUGGAUGACUUCACUUUCUGUAAACCUAUCAGAAGAGGAUCUCCCUCUUCUAUUCCAGCAAUGAAACUCACUCUUCAUUCUGUUCUCCCAAACUUUUGAAGCCCAAAAGCAUUUCCUUUCCAACUAACUAGCUCAAACUGGCUCUAGUGACAUUCACCCUGUGGAGAUGUGCUACCAUGAAGUGUGUCCCACUAAGUAGUACAGGAUGGGCCUUUCUAAUUAUUAUAACAUUCAAACUAUUAUUUCUGUCUCAGUUUACCAAAUCUCCCUGCAUCUCAUUUGUAUGCAUCAACUAAGCAGAAUGGAUGGGUGGUGGUGGAGCAGAGGUGGUGAAAAAAGCUGCUAGUCGAAAUCCUGUACUUUUGCUACCCACUUGUGCCAGUGGAUUGGAUAUCAGUGCAGUUGUCCUAAGGAGAUGGACUUUGUCACAAUCCACAUCUAAUUGCAUUUCAGAAAUCCCAUUCUUUUUCCCACAUUGUCUGGAAUUGCUGUUAUUUAGUCACUGGUUUCUACAGACACCUGGGGGAAACAUUUGUCAAAAAAUCUAGAAAGAAACUGUCUCAUGCUGAGGGUGUCGAAUUCUGGAUGGCAUCUUUAAAUGCAGACACAUCAUUGGGUCAUACCUCAAGUAAAUGUUAUCAUCCAGUUAAUGCUCAUGGCACAAAGCUCUUGUGUAUAUUUAUCAGAGUUAUUGGAAAGGCUAAUCCAACUGAUCUUGUUUUUCUGUGAACUAAGUUCUUGGAAUGCCCUUUCCAAUUUAUGCAUGGAGAAUUGAGUUCUUGCAUUUUGGGACAUUUGAAUUAACUGUGCUUUUCAUAAAUGUAAACUGCAAGUUCAGAAGUGAAGUUACUGGCUCCAUAUUUCUGGAGAUGAGUGGAGUGAAGUUUUCCAUCCUAAAACUGGCAUAAAUCAGUAAGGCAAAAAAUUCCCUCAGGGACAGAUUUGCACCCUUACGAUUAAGAAUAAACCCAAGCUGCAGUUUUUUGCAAGUCACCUUCCCAUAGCCACUGAUAUUCCCUGCAGAUGGCAUGGUUGAGUAGUAGUUAGCACAAUGCUUUACAGUACCAGUGACCCGGGUUUAAUUCCUGUCACUGUCUGUAAUUUCUCCCUGUGACUCUGGUUUCCUCCCACAGUCCAAAGAUGUACUGGUUGGUAGGCUAAUUGGUCAUUGUAAAUUGUCCUGUGAUUAGGCUUGGGUUAAAUCAGCAGUUUUAACCCAAUUAGGUCAUGGCACAACUUGAAGGGCUGGAAGGGCCCCUCCACUGUAAGUGCUCCAAGGCCACUGUAUCCAAAUGGGUAAAACAGAAUUGACCCUUGCUCAGUGACAAGAAUGUACGAUUCACAGAUUUUUUUGAUGCAUUCCAUUCAAUUAGUAGAUCAGUGAGGAAGCUAUAACUGAUUUUGUGUUGUUUGAUCCUGACUCUGGAAGCUGCAGCUACCCACGAAGUGUAUUGAUGGAAUAAAUACCAACAAGACAAAAUAGCAGUAUUUGCUUUGGGCAUGCUGCAAGUGAAAAUCUGUCUCUUUAAAUGUAGAUUACUUGUUUCUUCUCUUGCAGUCAAUUUUCCUAACCCUGUAAACUGAAAAUAAACUGAAUGCAGCUGCAUCAUCUGAUCCUGUUUAACCAGAGUAAUGCAAGAGCUGUUUUCCAUCCAGUAGUCAGAUUGAGACCCUUUAGAAUUUUAAACUGCUACCUAAAAUGAAACCCUCCUCUUUACUAUGGUAAGCUGCAGGUAUUUGUAUUACAAAUUUUAAAAGGAAUUUCUUAUUUUUAAAAAAGGUAACAGGAUUCAUAAGGUAUCCAUAGAAGCAAAUAAUUCAAUGAAGAUAUUUGGCCUCCACAUGCUAAUUCCAAAAGACUACAGUUUGACAGAACACAUUUAGGUUCCAGGGAAACAAUUUUUGUACUUAAGAUACUUAGAAAGCAUUUAUUCUAGAUGUUUAGUAUGAGUGUCUGUUAAAGGGACUGUCUCACCAGUAUUAUGAUUUCUAAAAUCAUAGUUUAAUGAGAUUAAGAAUGGAAGCAGUAAUCUUAGUGUGAUUGUGUUUAUGAUUUCAGUAUUAACUGCAUAACCAGUGCAGUAAGUUGCUUUUCCCAAGCAACCAGAUUUUAUAGUUGCUAUCUUCUGAAUGAACUUGCAGCCAUUUGAACAUUCACUUAGAUAAGCCUGUUUUUUUUUAAAAGUAAAUUACAAUAUGCAGUUUCAUACUUUUAACAAGUAAAACUGUAUUGGCUUGAGCACAUGAAACAUUUAAAUUGUGCUGCUCCUGGAUAAUUUGGGGUAUGUUGUAUUCUUGGACUGGAUUUGGUUAUUCUUAUGAUAAUUAAAGGUCUGAGUUGUAAAUAAUGUAUUUUUUUAAUAAUCAACCAUUUUUAUUUCCCUAUUUACACACAGCCUUGUACAUCAGUACUUGGAGAAUAAAGUUUUG
Molecule: messenger RNA, 9888 nt
Organism: Hypanus sabinus (Atlantic stingray)
Lineage: Eukaryota; Metazoa; Chordata; Chondrichthyes; Myliobatiformes; Dasyatidae
Gene: tmem170b
Product: transmembrane protein 170B
Exons: 3
Coding region: 171-614 (147 amino acids)
Biological process (GO): negative regulation of canonical Wnt signaling pathway
Cellular component (GO): plasma membrane
Source: RefSeq, a predicted model, not a curated record